AUUGCUUGGUUGCCUAGGACCACAGUCUUCUGCCUGGUCGUCCCUCUCUGCGGCUCAUCUGUUCGGGCAGCCUCGACCCCGCAGCUUGGCGACGCGGUUCCGGAGGGGGACCAGAGUGCUCCCGCGCGGUCAGGGGCCGGUGGCACCGCCGUCCACCUCGGAGGAUCAUGCUGCGAGGCAAGUCCCGGCUCAACGUGGGGUGGCUUGGCUACUCGCCCGGCCUGCUCCUCGAGCACAGACAGCUCUUCACGGAGCGCGCGCCGCGGCGCCCUAGCCGAAAUGAAAGUUCAUUAGCAUCUACCCUGAAGACGCUCCUGUUCUUCACAGCUUUAAUGAUCACAGUACCUAUUGGGCUAUAUUUCACGACUAAAUCUUAUGUUUUUGAAGGCGCCUUUGGAAUGUCCAAUAGGGACAGCUAUUUUUAUGCUGCUAUUGUUGCGGUGGUCGCCGUCCACGUGGUGUUGGCCCUCUUUGUUUAUGUGGCCUGGAAUGAAGGCUCACGACAGUGGCGUGAAGGCAAACAGGAUUAAAUUGAACAUCACCUUUUGAUAGCAUUAAAUGGAUUUUUAAAAAUGGUAAAUGUGUCUGGGGUAUUAAUAAUUUCAAUAAAGUUGAGAACAUGUUAAAAUCAA
Mustela erminea (ermine) is the source of this 632-nucleotide messenger RNA. RefSeq names its product vacuolar ATPase assembly factor VMA21 (gene VMA21). The coding region runs from base 168 to 530 and encodes 120 amino acids. NCBI's taxonomy places the organism in Eukaryota, Metazoa, Chordata, Mammalia, Carnivora, Mustelidae. The record is from RefSeq and is a predicted model, not a curated record. Gene Ontology annotation, biological process: vacuolar proton-transporting V-type ATPase complex assembly. Gene Ontology annotation, cellular component: endoplasmic reticulum membrane. The transcript has 3 exons.